AUGCAAACGUGCACUCCCAUGGCGUCCAGCCCGAAUGCGCUGAUGAAGGUGCUCCUCUGCGCCGUGCUCCUCCUGUCCACGACCACCGUCUCGCGCGGCCACUGCGAGCCUGACGACCACCGCGGCGGGGUGGUGGUGAUCACCGGGCGGAGAAUGCUCGUGGCGGAGAGCGACGCCGCGAGCUCCUCGCUGGCGGCCACGACGACUGCCGCGAGCGUGCCGCGGGUCACUCGCGCCGCGGCGGCGGCGGCGGCGUACUCCGAGUCGAAGAGGGAGAGCCCCGGCGGGCCCGAUCCUCAGCACCAUUAA
Molecule: messenger RNA, 309 nt
Organism: Miscanthus lutarioriparius
Lineage: Eukaryota; Viridiplantae; Streptophyta; Magnoliopsida; Poales; Poaceae
Source: the annotation of a GenBank genome assembly